Amphiprion ocellaris (clown anemonefish) is the source of this 3241-nucleotide messenger RNA. Its product is annotated as EH domain-containing protein 4-like. Bases 37 to 723 code for a protein of 228 amino acids. Gene Ontology annotation, molecular function: protein binding; calcium ion binding. The record is from RefSeq and is a predicted model, not a curated record. Gene Ontology annotation, cellular component: cytoplasm; plasma membrane. The transcript has 2 exons. Gene Ontology annotation, biological process: endocytosis; endosomal transport. NCBI's taxonomy places the organism in Eukaryota, Metazoa, Chordata, Actinopteri, Pomacentridae.
GUCCACGCCUACAUCAUCAGCUACCUGAAGAAGGAGAUGCCGUCUCUGUUCGGCCGGGAGAAGAAGAAGGAGGAGCUGAUCAUGAGGCUUCCAGAGAUCUACACCUUCCUGCAGAGAGAACAUCACAUCAGCCCUGGAGACUUCCCCAACGUCACCAAGAUGCAGGACAUGCUGCAGCACUACGACUUCAGCAAGUUUCCGUCCCUGAAGAUGAAGCUGAUCGAGUCGGUGGAUAAGAUGUUGGCCACUAAGAUCGCCGUCCUGAUGGCGAUGAUCCGGGAUGAGGAGUCCAAGCAGCCGCCCGCCAUGGUGUCCGGCGGCGCCUUCGAGGGCUCCCACGAUGGGCCCUUCGGCCAGGGCUACGGCGAGGGCAUCAGCGCCGGCGCCGACGCCGAGGACUGGAUCGUGAGCCGCGACAAGCACCGCUACGACGAGAUCUUCUUCACGCUGAUGCCCGUCAACGGGAAGAUCACCGGCGUCAACGCCAAGAAGGAGAUGAUGAACUCGCGGCUGCCCAACACCGUCCUGGGGAAGAUCUGGAAGCUGGCCGACUGCGACCACGACGGCAUGCUGGACGACGAGGAGUUCGCUCUGGCUCAGCACCUCAUCAAGAUCAAGCUGGAGGGAUACGAGCUGCCGGCCGAGCUGCCCCACCACCUGGUGCCCCCCGCCCACCGCAAGAACCCCACCGCCGACGCCCUGUACAACCACAGCGAGGACUAGCGGGGCGACAGGGACGGGAAACAGCCAUGACCGGACGGACGGACGGACGGACGGACGGACAGACAGCUGGCUGCAGGAGGUCAAACGUUCAACACCAAAACCACCAACAAACCAACAAACAUCGCCGAGACUUCACCUGUCGAACAUUUCAGCUGAAUUAAAGAAGAAAAGCAGCAAAACUUCUGGCUUCCGGUCGCCACGUUUCACUGAUUCUGCUUCAUUUAGUAUAAAACAGAAAAAUCCUCAUAUUUAACCUCCUUCACAAACUUCCUGCCUUAACUUUCCUUCAAACAACCACAACAUAAACCUCCUCUUAGAUUUAAAUGUCCAGCAUCUCUCCACUGUUUCUGUUCCAUUAAUUAGCUUUAGUUUGUCCAAAACACUGACACUUUGCUCUGCAUCGCUUCAUUUUUCUUAAAUUUCUGUUGAAAAUCCCUAAAAUUUGCAUCAACUUCUGCUGGCUGCCACUAAAGGAGUUUUAAUUUGCAGCAAUUUGAAUCUAAAACCAACAAACAUUCAGGAUUUUAACUUUUGUAUCAUCAAUUAUUCUGCUAAAGAACCACAAAACUGUCUACAAAGUGCAUCAUAAAGAAAUGAUAUUAUCUUUAAACACAAUAAAUACAAAGAAAAGCAGCAACUCUGGUUUAAAUUUUAAGAUAUUUAAUUGGUUUAAUAAACAACAAAUUAAAUCAAUUAAGCUCAUCUGUUUGGUCUAAAAUGUGAGAAAAUGUGGAUCAGCGUUUCCUCAAAAGUCUCAUUUAGUCCAAAAAUCUUCAGUUUUUUAGUCAUAAACCAGAAACUAUUCACACAGAAUUUACACUGUUACUGAAAUUGAUUAUCAGAAUAGAUGCCAAUUAGUUUAUUGGUUGAUGAUUAAUCAAUUAAUCGAUGCAGCUGGAGUUAUGAUAAACUAAAGGAAUAAACUGUUACUGUAGGAAGAAACGAACCAAAGAGCCUCUUAAACCGUCAGAAACAGGAUUAUGAAGAUAAACAAGUGGAAAAAGCAGAAUUUUCCUUUAAAUUGUCCUCAGAUUUCCAUCCUUUGUUUCCACAGCUGUGCCUUUUCAUUUCAGAGUCUCUCAGGACCAAACCAAAGGAUUUGAUUUCAGCAUUUGACUCGUGUCGUCACAUUUCAGGGCUUUAAUGCUGCAGCGCCUUCGGUUCUAUGACGGGACGGAUCCGUCCUCGAGGACUCAGCUUCACUCCAGUGCCUUUAACACGCAAAAACCCAAAUAUAUACGAAGCAGAAACUGUUUCUGUCCUUUUCAUAUCUGACCAGGUCUCCUAGAAAUUACAUUCACACGUUUCUGGAAUGUGGUGGAUCCUUUAAGUUCAUUUAAGCAAAAUUAAGCCUUGAGUCAUUCUUAAAAUGCUGUAGAAUCAAACAUCUGUGGUUCCACAGUCAAUAAAUAAACAUUUAAAUGAUAGAAAAUGUAAUUCUGGAGGACAAAGAAGUUGCAUUUCAGGGUUUUUCCUGCUCAGAAUGAGGCGUUCAGGGUGAUGUUUAACAGAAAUCUGCAUUUUCUUGUUGUUUCUGAUCAUUUUAUCAACAAAAAUGUCUAUUAUGCUUCAGUAAAUGAGUGUAAAGUUUAAUAUAAUGUUAAUCUGUGGCCUUAAAAACCUGUAGAUGAAGCAGGAGGAGCUCGGGGUGGAUGGAGGGCGAACACAAGUUCCCAUCUGAGGCAGGAAAAGUUCAGAAAAUCAGCUGGAAAUAAAGUUUCUGCAGGAAUAUAAAGUAUCCAACCUCCCAUCGACAGACAGAUCUACUUUGCUUCUCUGGUUCUGCAGUUAUUUUUAUGUUAAAUCCAUAGUCAGAUGGUAAAAUGUCUAAAAACUCAGAGUGCCGUCACAGUUUUCUGCUGUUAAAAAAAAUUUUUAGAUUCUGCUCUGAGCUUUAUCUGCCUUUUUUCAAAGUCUUAGAACGUCUUAAAUUAGAUUUUUUCAAUGUAAAAUCAAAAAAUGUUUCAUUUGUGGCUGCAAAAAGCUCCCAUGUAAGGUUUCUGUUUUUUAUUAUAUUAAAAUCUUGUUUCCUAUAAUUUAAAUAAACAUCUUGACUAUUAUGUUACAACAAAUUUAAAUGUGAUUUUUGCUUUUUGUUUGUUCUUUAGAGAUUUAUAAAUAGAACCUUUUUGAUGACCGAAACAUAACUUCUGUUCUGCUGUUUAUGUACCAAACAUUUCCUCUUUAUUUUCAUAUAAAUUGUACUCCAGCUGCACUGUGGUUUCCUUCCUUGCUCUUUGUGAGUAAAUGUAAUUUCUAGGAGCUCCAUGAGGGAACAUUUGUCCAUCAAGUCCAGAUUUACUGUAAGAAAAGGAAGCAGCAGCCGGUUGGUGGUUGAAAACAAGCUUCUCUCAGUCCGACUGUACAUUUCAUGAAAAGCUCAAAUACAGCCUUCAUUUAUCUGAAUGUAAAAGUUUUUAUUUUUUGAUCUGUUUUGUAUUCUUGUUGUUCAGAUGUGAAGCAGCUCAUCCUGUUAGCGGAGCUGCAAGCUAAUAAAGGUUAUUCAAUCCCCAACGUA